AUGAAGGCAGCAGUGACCCUCCUAGCUGUCUCUCUCCUUCAUGUCUGCUCUUCAGUCCCUGUUGGACGCCCCACCAACUGGCUCAGACAAUGUCGCGCCUCCACCAACCUCUCCAUCACAGCACUGGAGGUGUUGCCAGGCGGAGGCUGGGACAAUCUCCGCAACAUGGAUAUGGGCCGAGUCAUGAACCUCAGCUACUUCCAGUGCCAGACCACUGAGGAUGGGCUCUACCUCAUCCCAGAUGAGGUGUUUGUCAUUCCCCACAAGGAGACGGGUGUGGAGACAAACUCAGAGAUAAUCAACUCCUGGCUGGAGCAGAAAAGCUCUACAUCUCACUCCAUAAAUGCAGACAUAUCCUUUCUCCCAGUGCUGAAUGGGAAAUUCUCUACAGAGAACCAGAGGAUGAAAACCCAUCAGGUCAAAGACUCUUCAACUACAGCCAGAGUGCAAGUUCGUAACUUCAUCUACACAGUUAAGGCUUAUCCGGACUUCACUCUGGACGCUCGCUUUGCUCAACAAGCCAAAGAGAUAGCUGAUGCAAUUGAAAACAACCAAACAAGGAAUGCAAACUAUCUCUCAGAGAAGAUGGUGCUGGACUAUGGAACCCAUGUUAUCACUAGUGUUGAUGCGGGGGCUACUUUGGUGCAGGAAGACUACCUCCGUUCCUCAUACGUGUCGGACAGUGUGGCAGAAAGUUCCUCAAUCAAAGCACAGGCAGGGUUAAACUUUUUUGACAAACUCAAGUUUGACAUAAGCAGUCACAGCGCCCAACAGAGCUCAUCACUUCAAACGUAUCAGUCCAACAUUCAGUACUCUCUUAUCCAAAGCCAUGGUGGCGGCACACCUUUCUAUCCUGGCAUCACUCUGCAGAAGUGGCAGGAAAGUACCAGGAACAACCUGGUGGCUAUUGAUCGGUCAGGAUUUCCCCUGCACUACUUUAUAAAUACCAACACCUUCCCUGACCUACCACAGCCUACAGUUGGCAAAGUGGCUGUUACAGUGAGUCAGGCCAUAGAGCGAUACUACAAGGUCAACACGCGGCCUGGAUGUGUCAACAUCGACUCCAAGAACUUUAACUUCCAAGCCAACGUUGAUGAUGCAUCCUGUGAGGGCCCCGCUACAAACCUCAGUUUUGGUGGUGUUUACCAGCAGUGUAUUCCCCUUAGCUCAGAUGCAGGUCCUAUAUGUGAUGCCCUGGCCCAGAAAAACCCUGAAACUGGUGACUUCUCCUGUCGUCCGCCUUACUCCCCCAAUUUACUGAGGUCAGAAGAAAGACAGCAGGGUUACACUACGUAUGACUGCUAUGAUGAAACCUACAGUUGUGGGUUUCUUGGGUUUUUUGAUUGCCAUCGUCAAGUGUGUCAGGACAACUACCACGUUCGCUCUGCUCGCAUCAACACCUACUGGUGCUCUGUAAACGGACAGGCCCCAGACAACUCUGGGUAUCUGUUUGGGGGAAUAUAUAGCCCCUCUCUGCUGAACCCCCUCACCAAUGCCAAAAGCUGCCCCCCGAACUUCAUUCCAGUAAAGUUUCUCUCAGAUGGCCAAGUGAUCUGUGUGAGUAACGACUAUGAAACUGCCACCAGAUACUCAGUACCAUUUGGAGGCCUCUUCAGCUGUCAGUCAAGCAACCCAUUAGCAGGGUUCCAACGUCGCUGUCCUCCCAAGUUCAGUCAGCACCUCGCUACAGUGAGCGACGGCUGUGAAAUUCUUUACUGUGUCCAGUCAGGACUGUUCACAGGUGGGCAGCUGCUUCCGAUCCAUCUGCCUCCUUUCACUAAACGUCCUCUUGUGAGCAUGCAAGCCACAAACACGGUCCUUGUGAUGACUGAAGGAGAUAAGAGCUGGGUCAGAGUGGGGCAGACCAAGGCGUGGAAACUGGCCAAACCAGAGGAAAUCAAGGACAUUUUAAAGAAGCUUAAUCCUGAACUGAAUCAGAUGUCUAGUGGAGAAAAAGCAGGGGUUGCCUUUGGUGUGAUAGGUUUAAUGGUGCUGGUGGUAUUGGCAGUACUCCUGGUGAAGAGAAGGAGGAGGCUGUCUGGGUUUAGGACAACUAGAGGCUAUGAGGAAAUACGUGGAGAGGUUGACAGUCAUGAAGGAGAGAGGGAGACACAGCAGGAUGAGGCUUGAGAAAAACACACAGCUUAGAGGCUUGGCAUCCAGAGAGGUUAAUCUGGAGUGACAAGUUUUGUUUGAAAAUUCCUUGUCGAUUGUCAGCCCACAAAUCACUGUCAUGCAUCCUACAGGAAUGAAAAAUGUUCAUAUGUUUAAGGGCUCCUAGUUUGAAUCAGAUGGCCUUUGCUUUAAUUAUUAUUCUUUUGGGAUGUUUAUGAAACCAAUUAGUAAUUAAUUUAUUGGCUUUUUUCUAGUAACCAGAUGUGUACCUUGCAUUACCAACUUUAGACAAUACCAUAUUAUGUUAGAGCUAAGAAACAUUUACAGCAAUCUGCCUUUGAACAGAAAAUGGCACAAAGCAGAAGUGAUUGCCAAACGCAACAGUGAACCAAUACUGCCCUCAUAAGGCCAAUGUGCACAAUGCCAUGUGUUACGGCUGUAUGUGUUUCCUUGUACCGUUUGUCUCUUUUCCUCUUCUGUCCUGUAUUUCUGCCCCAGAUGUGCUACAUUUGUUAGCUUAAUGAACCAAACUGACCUGGGAAUGAUGACCUCAUGGCGUCCUGCGCCAUUAUCAGAACAGAGAGGCUUGUGGGAAUGGGUAAUGCUGGGCUUUUUCAGUUUAUGCUUUUGGUACUCUAGAUUUAUUGUUUGUGUGUCUUUAUAUUAAUAAACCAUAGAAUUGUUUUUUUUAAAGGUGUUUCUUUGUGGUUGGUUUGAGUCAGUAUUGGAGUGCUUUUUGCAACAUAGAACUGCCUAAGAGUGUGGCAUAACGCAUAUAGUAUUUAAACAUUUUUAUUGCCAGUUUAAGAACUUGAAUACUUUGUAUGUCUUUGUUCAUAAAACAUUUUGUACUUCAUAAAUAUUUUUACAGAUAACAUUUUGUAAAGCCCUUUUUUCAACCUGAAUAAAAUAAUCAUGGGAUUAAAAUGU
Messenger RNA from Micropterus dolomieu (smallmouth bass), 3045 nucleotides. Its product is annotated as macrophage-expressed gene 1 protein-like. The transcript has 2 exons. Gene Ontology annotation, biological process: defense response to bacterium. Bases 1 to 2130 code for a protein of 709 amino acids. The record is from RefSeq and is a predicted model, not a curated record. Lineage: Eukaryota; Metazoa; Chordata; Actinopteri; Centrarchiformes; Centrarchidae.